CUGCACUCGUUCCUGUUAUCCACGUACUUCCUUCUAACCGAUUGCAGCCUUUUGCUGUCGCAUCGACACCUACGCAGUGGAUGCAAUCAUGGUUUGCGUCGAUCGGCAACAACCUCCAACAACCUCUCUCCCUUUCUCUCUCGCUCUUUUUUCUUUCUCUCUCUCUCUUUCCUUUUCUCUAUCUCUUUCAGCUCAUUCUUUAGCUCUUUCCAGGUGGCGCACUGGUGCUCACCUGUCAGCAUAAUUUUUACCUAAGACCCACCAACAAGUCCAGGGGAUCAGCCCAACCAAUCGGCGCAUCCGACCCUGGGGCCCCACGCUCCGUCUCUCCCAAGGAAGGUACGCCUCGAAUAGUUCGCUCAGCUCCGACAGGCGCUUUAGUUCAGAAAUUCCGUCGUGCGCAAUAAACGUGAAAACGAUAAACGAAACGUGAACCGGACUUUCCUGCACGAGUGGAUCCCUCGAUCUCUCCGGAACCGUCAACAACACUCGCAGAUCAGAAUAAGCUUUAACAUGGAAAUCUCGGCAGCUUUGCUGCUGACCAUCUUCUUGGCGGCCACUACCGUUACAGAUGGCUUGAGCACAACUAUUGUUUCGAUUUCACCUACUACGGAGUUUAUUCGCAACGAAGUGAAUACGACAACUACCGAAUCUGGGAACGAAGUGAAUACGACAACGCAGAGCAAAUUUUUAGAUUAUGUCAGACCUUUCUCGAGUAUAAAGGACAUAUUGAUGCAGGAGAUUCAUACUUUAAACAAAGAUGUUUCUGAUGCCAAGAUUCAGGAAGAAGUAGCAGAGACUUUGAAGGCUGAAGCGCAAAGAGAUCAUACGGAUUUGCGAAUCAAAACGACUGCUAAGCCGAGCAACUCAACAACGAAGAAAGAGAAACUUGCGGCGGAAAAUGAAGAAUUGUGGAAUAUCGACGAAAUGUACGACGAGGAGGAAAAUAAAAACGACGAGGAGGAUUACUACGAUGGAGACGGGUUCGACGACAUUGACGAAGAAGUCAUGACACAGUGUCCCGAUUAUUGCAAAUGUGCAGGGCAAUACGCCGCCGCAACGACUGCCACGUGCACUAAAUUGGUGGAUGAACAAGCUUUUGGACCAGGUAUCGCGCAUCUGCGAAUCGAAAACGCUCCGCCGAUUCAAUUGGGACCGAAUGCUCUGCGAGCUCGCGGUCUCCAGCAAUUGGAGUCUAUCGCUAUCGUCGACACGCAGAUAGACGAGCUAGAUCGUACUGCAUUUAACGGCAUCACAUAUCUGUUUGCGGUGAAUUUGACGCGCAACGGCCUUCAGGAUAUCCAUCCGAAUACCUUUCAGAACAACACGCAGCUCAGUUUACUCACAAUCUCCGGUAACAUGUUGAAACACAUGCACGACGUGCACACGAAGCCGACAAAACACUACCUGUUGCAUGCAUCAUCGAUCACUGAUUUCGAUUUCUCAAACAACGGGAUAAUGCGACUGAAACGUACCGCCUUUUCCAAGAUGCAAAGCCUCAGUUACCUCAAUCUGCGCGGUAAUAGAUUGAGAGAAAUCGAUAGCGCGAUUUUCGACUCGCUGCACUCGCUCAUGGAAGUGGAUCUCUCGGAUAAUAAUCUGAAUGAGCUCCCGUCCGAUCUGUUCAUUGACAAAGAAAUACAAGCUCUUCGCGUCGCUGGAAAUAAUUUAUCGACGUUGGCCAUAAGUGCCUCAAAGCUGACGACGCUUGACGUUUCGAGAAAUAAGAUCAAAGUACUCACCAAAGAGGAUCUGAAUAAUGUACCACUAUUGGAAACGUUAUAUAUCAAAUCGAACAAUCUGAAAAAGAUUCAUCAACACGCUUUCAGCGAUCUCGAGCAAUUGCGACAUCUUGAUAUCAGUGACAACAAGCUGUCCUCAUUAACGGAACAUCAUUUCAAAAACAAUCCAAGAUUACAAGUUCUGCUGAUGAAUGAUAAUCCCACUUUACAAACUCUGCCAGUUUUCAAAACUUACGGCUUAAUACACGAUACAUUUAGCGUCUUCCGUUUUGAAUGCGCGAAUUGUGGCCUGGAUAAUCUCAAACCGGGCACAUUUGACGAAAUGCCAGCAAUAACUCGGCUGAAUCUCGCGAAGAAUCGUUUAAGCAAUUUGCCUGUAGGACUCUUGCAACGCCUCUCGUCUCUACGAGAAUUAGAUCUCUCCGACAAUAUCAUAUCUAUUCUGCAACCUGGAAUGUUCCACGGUGCCGAGAGUUUGAACAAGCUGAGUCUCGCGCAUAAUCCAUUGACUACAUUGCAAGUGACGCCAUUUUUGAAUACACCAGGACUCGUGAAACUGGACGUGAGUCGUUGCAACCUCGAACGUGUUUGGAGCGAAGCUAGAGUACCAUUGAAAAGUCUUCGAUUCCUGUCGGUUCGCGGUAAUCUUUUACGACGAAUCACUGUGGAAGAACUUAGAGCUACGCCAAGACUGUCGGGUCUAGAUCUGUCGCACAAUCCUCUAGAUUGUGACGAAGAAUUUAAUCAAGCUCUGCAAUGGCUCACCGAUCACGGUGUUACACCAACGGAGACACUUGGAUAUGUCAAUGAUUUUGCUGAUGUUGACGACGAUGCCGAUUCAAAGGGCAUCAGUCAAUGGACAGAUUUAGCAAAGAUAGCUUGUGAUGGAAUCGAUGAUGGCCCACCACCUAGACAAGCUCCUGGCAAAAACACACAAUCAAAGGACGUUUUUCUCGACACCCCAGAGGAUUCCGAUUCUCUAUUCACACUCACAAACGAGCUCGAUAAGGACGAGGAGCUUCUCAAGCUGAACAUCGAUCAUGGUAUACAUGCCGAUGACCCACGACUCUUGGAAGAUCAGGAAUACGACGAGGAUUUCAGGAUCACCACGGAAUAUCACUCUUGGUACAACUUAAGGCCUGGCUUCAAAAUCUGGCUUAUUUCCGGUACUAUCCUGUUCGUUUUGGUCGUGUUCCUGUUAGUAGCGCGCAUCGCUUGUUGUUUGGCGAACAAACGAGGACGUGGCCCCGUUCUCAGGCCGCCUAUGAUCCUUCGUCAAGGUCUGGUCGACAAUAAGAAUUGCGGUUUGGUCUACAAACCCCUGCAGGAAGAAAUAGCCACACCUCACAUGCCAAAACGAGGUAGCUUCUAUUCCAGCAGCACCUUCCAUUAUGAUAAAAUCGUGCCAGAGAGUGUAUAAAAAAGUGUUUUCUGAUUAAUUAAGUGAUCAAUUACGAAGCGACCGACCGACGUGAUUCCUCUUGACCGCCGAAAACUAUUUUGCGUCGCUUUCGCAAAUCAAGAGAUAUUCUUUAGAGACUUUUAUUGGUUGAACGACGAAGUCGAUAAGAGAAGAAAGGAAAGCGAGUCCAUUUCAUCAAUUCUCGCAAAAAUAUGUUUUAAUUACGAUUUCCAAUCAGAACGCAAUUAGGCAGAUUUUUCUCUCUUUGAUCGUAGGUAACAAUAUACACAUGAUCUUAUCGGCAAAUUUUUCAUCAUUUAUAUUAAAAGAAUAUCAAAGUUAAAUAAAUAUAAUUGUCAGCAUUUAAUUAAACCUUGUAAAAAUGUAUACGAUUUGAAACGCAUCUCGAGUUUUCCUCACAUUUUUAAAGUUUACAAAAAAGAGCGAUUAAUAUAUAAGUACGUUUAUUGUCGCAAUUUAUUAACGCAAAGACGAUGCCUAAUAGAAGUAAUAAUUUAGAUAUAAGCUGCAGUGCUAUAUCUUACAAUCAGUUCAGAACAUAAAUUUCUUUAUAUGUAUAUGGAAAUAAUAGCAAUGUACUUAUUUUAUUUAUAGGUUUUAUUUAAGCUUACAACUUUAUUCGUCGCUUAAGCAGUGGCCAGAUGAAUUUCAAAGUAUAAUUUAAAUUUAUUCAACUGCUUGUUUAUAGAAAAAUGUAAUCCAAUACAGAAAUUAUAAAGGUAUAACUUAAUAAUAUUAAUAUUGAAAAAUAAUGUAGAAAAUUUUAGCAAAAACGUGUCAAUUGGUGAUCGAUGAUGGAUGAAUGAGAGAACUACGCGUAUGAUGGAUGCAAAAUUUUAUACAAAACAAAGUAAAAUAAAACCUUUUUUUAAGAUGUCCAAUCCCCAAGUGAUACAUGCCAAUACAGUACCGCAUAACAGUAAUUGUAGUUUUCAAUUACUUACUGGUGACAAUAUUCUUAUCUGGCGGAGGUCCGUAAACUUACAUACGACAUUAACAUUUUGCAAAAUGUUAUGUCACUGCGCAAAUAUUAUUAUACACUACUAUAUAUAUAUACAUAUAUAUAUAUAUAUAUAUAUAUAUAUAUAUAUAUAUAUAUCUGCUGUAAAUAACAUUUGUAAUAAUAAAAAUAUAUCGUUUUAAUAAAAUAUUAAGUAAAAUUAAA
This is a messenger RNA of Cataglyphis hispanica, 4330 nucleotides long. RefSeq names its product insulin-like growth factor-binding protein complex acid labile subunit (gene Gp150). Bases 514 to 3162 code for a protein of 882 amino acids. Gene Ontology annotation, molecular function: protein binding. The record is from RefSeq and is a predicted model, not a curated record. The transcript is spliced from 9 exons. NCBI's taxonomy places the organism in Eukaryota, Metazoa, Arthropoda, Insecta, Hymenoptera, Formicidae.